AGACGGCUUCCGCUUCCGGGACCCACAGUUUGCCCCGCCCAUGAGCCUUGCUGACGUCACGAAAGGACAAACUGUUUUACCGCGAGGUCAUUCGGCCUCUUCGAGCAGCCGGUUGCAGCUAAGCGGAGGCGCCAUCUUAGGACACUGAGACUCCGCCGGCAGCACUACACCAUGUACCCGACUUCACUGACGCAGCUGGCCAGGGCCAACCCGUUCAGCGCUCCCCUCUUCGCGCUCCAGAAAGUGGAAGAACCCCACCGGAGCCGUGAGGGACAGACGACCCGCAGACUGGCGGCAGCCGCCGUCGCAGACGAGGGAGACAGUUGUGAGUUCGGCUCACAGAAGUAUUUCAUCCUGUGUGGCUUUGGUGGGAUUCUGAGUUGUGGCACCACACACACAGCUGUCGUUCCCCUCGAUCUGGUCAAAUGCAGAAUGCAGGUGAAUCCUGAUAAAUACAAGAGCAUUGGCAAUGGCUUCGCAGUCACAGUGAGGGAAGACGGCUUCAGAGGUCUGGCAAAGGGCUGGGCCCCUACUUUCAUUGGCUACUCCAUGCAGGGGCUGUGCAAGUUUGGAUUCUAUGAAGUCUUCAAGAUCCUUUACAGUGACCUGCUAGGAGAGGAGAAUACCUACCUGUGGAGGACUUCCCUGUAUCUGGCUGCCUCAGCCAGCGCAGAGUUCUUUGCUGACAUUGCUCUGGCUCCCAUGGAGGCUGCCAAAGUUCGUAUCCAGACCCAGCCGGGCUACGCUAACACCCUCAGAGAGUGCGCCCCCAAGAUGUAUGCAGAGGAGGGCCUCUGGGCUUUCUAUAAAGGUGUGGCUCCCCUGUGGAUGAGGCAGAUCCCCUACACCAUGAUGAAGUUUGCCUGCUUCGAGCGCACUGUGGAGAUGCUCUACAAGUAUGUUGUUCCUAAGCCCCGCAGUGAGUGCAGCAAACCUGAACAGCUGGUCGUUACCUUUGUGGCUGGUUACAUCGCUGGAGUAUUUUGUGCCAUCGUGUCCCACCCUGCUGACUCUGUGGUGUCUGUGCUGAACAAAGAGAAGGGCAGCACUGCUAUGCAGGUCCUCAAGAGGCUUGGACCCAAAGGUGUGUGGAAGGGUCUGUUUGCCCGUAUCAUCAUGAUUGGUACUCUGACAGCCUUGCAGUGGUUCAUCUAUGAUUCUGUGAAGGUGUACUUCCGCCUGCCCCGCCCCCCUCCACCUGAGAUGCCAGAGUCCCUGAAGAAGAAGCUUGGUCUUUCAGAGUAACGCCCACUUCACUGAGCUGCAGUCUCCAGAGGCAACACCCCCCCAAACUUCUACAGCGCACAGCAGUUUUCUGUAUUUAUGUCCUCAGCUCCUUCUGCUCUUCAGAGCAUGGGGGUGCCACUUCUCAUGUAUAUUUAAAAACAGAAAAAGGAGCCAUGGAGCCGUCACUCUUGGCUGAGUCUGAUGAAAUUUUCCUCUGUAGAAACAUCAGUCUUGUUUUAUCAGUUCCUGUCCUUAGAAAAUUUGGAAAUUCUAAUUAAAUGUUUCCCUGGAAAAUG
Molecule: messenger RNA, 1523 nt
Organism: Archocentrus centrarchus (flier cichlid)
Lineage: Eukaryota; Metazoa; Chordata; Actinopteri; Cichliformes; Cichlidae
Gene: slc25a3a
Product: solute carrier family 25 member 3a
Exons: 8
Coding region: 172-1245 (357 amino acids)
Biological process (GO): mitochondrial phosphate ion transmembrane transport
Cellular component (GO): mitochondrial inner membrane
Molecular function (GO): phosphate transmembrane transporter activity
Source: RefSeq, a predicted model, not a curated record